ACAUCUCUACUUGAACAACAUCCAGAUCUCAUCAUUGUAGAUUUCACUGUACCUAAUGUUGUAAAUGAUAAUGACGAAUUGUAUUGUAAAACUGGAGUGCCUUUUGUGAUGGGAACUACUAGUGGAGAUAGGGAUCUUUUGUAUAAAACUGUGGAGGAAGCAAAGCUUUAUGCAGUCAUAUCUCCUCAAAUGGGAAAACAGGCUGUGGCAUUUCUUACAGCUAUGGACAUAAUGUCCAAGCAAUUUCCUAGAGCAUUCUCUGGAUAUACCCUAGAGGUGUUGGAAUCUCAUCAAUCAACAAAGCUGGACACAUCUGGAACAGCAAAAGCCGUCAUCUCAUGUUUCCAGAAACUUGGAGUUUCCUUUGACAUAGAUGAGGUACAACUGAUACGAGAUCCAAAACAAUAGAUUGAAUUGGUUUGUGUUUCAGAGGAGCAUCUAAUGUAUCAUCUCACAUCUCCUGAUAGAACAGUUUCAUUUGAGUUUCAACACAAUUUUUGUGGGAGAUCAAUUUAUGCAGAGGGUGCUAUUGAUGCUACACUUUUUCUCGCUAAGAAGAUACAAUCAAAAGCAGAUAAGAAGAUAUAUGACAUGAUUGAUGUGUUGCGUGAGGGUAGCAUGCGUUGA
Lactuca sativa (garden lettuce) is the source of this 627-nucleotide messenger RNA. Its product is annotated as 4-hydroxy-tetrahydrodipicolinate reductase 2, chloroplastic. Gene Ontology annotation, cellular component: chloroplast stroma. NCBI's taxonomy places the organism in Eukaryota, Viridiplantae, Streptophyta, Magnoliopsida, Asterales, Asteraceae. The record is from RefSeq and is a predicted model, not a curated record. Gene Ontology annotation, molecular function: NADPH binding; 4-hydroxy-tetrahydrodipicolinate reductase activity.